This is a messenger RNA of Ostreobium quekettii, 6942 nucleotides long. The record is from the annotation of a GenBank genome assembly. Lineage: Eukaryota; Viridiplantae; Chlorophyta; Ulvophyceae; Bryopsidales; Ostreobiaceae.
AUGGCGGGUUCAGCGGGCUCCCUGCUAAGUACGACGGACCUAGUUGAGUACAAGGACUACUGGGAGACCUUCAACACCCUGCUGAAGCAGGUCGUGCCCAUUGUCGACGAACUUGCCGGCUCGAGCGACGUGCCGGAGGCCAAGGCCAAGCCCAUUUUGGAGGCGCUGGAGCAGCUGCUGACCAGGGCCAAGGACCAGAGGGAAAAGGGCAAGGGGCAGGUGAAGAACCCGUUGCUGAGAUGGAAGCUGGUGCAGAACUUAGACAACCUGAAGAAUAAAAUGAGAACGAUCGUAGAGCGCGCAGACCAUGCCGUGACAGAAUGGAACGACCAAGUGAUGGCUAGAGCCAAGGUGGUGUUGGUAGAACUGUCGAACGAGCUCAGCGAGGUCAUGGAGCAGGGAGCACCGCUGCUUCUGCCGAUGCCCUCGCAGUUUGUUGUUGGAAUUGAACGCCAUGUGGGGGCCUUGAAAGAGCUCUUGCUCAGGAACUCGGAGGUGAGGGACACAUACAGCGGAAGGGUGGGCGUCGUUGGGAUGGGUGGGGCUGGCAAGACCCUGCUGGUGAACACCAUCUGCAGGGAUGACGACAUACUAGACAGGUUUCGGGGCAUAUCGUGCGUCACCGUGACGCGCACCCCCGACAUCGCGAGGUGCCAAGCCCAGGUGCACCGCGACCUGCUGGGGGACGCCAACCUGCAGCAGUUCAUAGCGGAAGAGGACGACGUGAAGCGCAAGGAGUGGCUGAGGUUCGAGCUGCAGCACCAGCGUGUGAUGCUGGUUCUGGAUGAGGUGUGGUGCAGGAAGAUCAGCGACCUGGACAACCUGAUGGUGAUCAACCCGGCCAAUGGCAGCCGGGUGCUGUUCACGACCAGGGGGUCUCACCUCUUCCGCCAGACUGGCUCAGCCUACAAAUUUGAACUGAAAGAAAUGAAGCAGGAGUAUGCCAUGCAGCUGUUCUGCUACAACGCCUUUGGAAGCACGAAAGCCCCUGGCCACAUGCAGGGCCUGGUGAAGCAGGUUGUGGAUGAGUGCGGUGGCCUGCCCCUUGCCCUGGAGGUCACGGGGGCAGCUGUUGCCUCAUACGCCGUUGACAACACUGAUGAGGAUGGGUGCAGGGGUGCCCUGGAGUUUGCUCUAGAGAGGCUGGCAGAGUCAGAGGUGCUCAGCCUAGACCAGGAGGAGCUGCUCCUCCAGCGCCUCAGGCUCAGUUACGAUGCCCUGUCAGCAAAGGAGAAGCAGUGCUUCCUGCACUUUGCCUCUGUUGCGGACGACUACCGAAUGCUAUUGUCCGACGUAAUCGACCUCUGGUCAACAGCGCAGGGGAUCAAAAGCAACGAUGCAUUGAUGAUAUGGGGCCAGCUGGUGGCCAUGUCACUGAUCAAGUGGGACCGCCAGGGUGCCCCCGGCUUCCAGCUGACAGAUGAGGAGCUGGCCAUGCGAUUCUCCGGCUUUGCAGACAUCUUCUCCACCACUUGUUACGUGCACCGAGUGAUUCGGGACAUGGCAAUGUUCAUCAUCAACGGGGACGAUGUUGUUAAGAGAGAGCGUUGGUACAGCCCUGGUCCAGAGCCCUCCCAUGAGGAGGUGUUCUACCACUGGCCUGCAGACAUCCCUGGCAGGGAGCUGUCCUUGUCCAACAAGAAGAUCACGAGCUGGCCACAGGCUGUGCGGAUGCCCAACAUGCGCGUGCUGCAGCUGAGGGACACUGGCCUGGUGUUUGUGCCCUCUGGCGUGUGCCUCCUUACGCAGCUGCGCGUCCUAGACCUCAGCUUCACCAACAUCACCCAACUUCCGGAAGGGAUCACGAACCUGAAGUCGCUGAAACUCUUCCAGCUGGACGCCUGCAAGUAUUUGAAUGCCUUGCCUGACCAGAUAGGGGUGAUGGCUGAGCUCACUGUACUGUCGCUUCGCUUCUGUGGCCGGCUGCGGCAUCUGCCCGAGUCUGUGGGCUGGCUGGGGAACUUGCAUUCGCUGCACGCCCCCGGCUGCGCUUUCAAGUCACUGCCUGCAACGAUCGGCCGACUCAGGAAGCUGCGCCGUCUGGAUCUCAGCUCGUGCGAGAGGAUCGCUGAGCUGCCCGCCAACUUCAGCUCUCUCACGAGCCUGGAGCUGUUGAACCUUUACGGCCUGUGGGAGCUCCAGGAGCUGCCGGACAGCUUUGGGAGCCUGUCCAGGCUGAGGAAGCUCUUCAUUGGGGGCUGCCUAAAACUGAAGAGCCUGCCAGAUUCGCUGACGGCACUCACGCAGCUUGAGCUCCUGGACAUGCAGUACUGCUGUGCGAUCGAAGUGCUGCCCAUGGAUAUCGGCUCGCUGUGCAGUCUGAGGACAUUGUACCUGGACUAUUGCUCCGGCCUGAAGACGUUCCCAGCCUCGAUGGACAGAAUGACCAGUCUUGAGACUCUGGGGCUGGACUUCCGGUCGGUGAAGCACAAGCACUCUACGCAGCACCUGGAAGGCCCCGGCAUCGACUGCUAUCUCAACAGGGGCAGGCUGCCUGGGGGCGUUGUGGAGAGGAUAAGGCAGGGUACCAUCAGGAUGGAGGACCAGCUGCGCGAGCAGUCUAUCGUCCACUGCUGGAAGACGAAUGGGUGGACGUCGCUCCACGCAUCUGUUUUCCAGGGCACCGAUGUGCUGUCCAAACAGAUAGCCAACCUCAAGGAGCUGAUAAACACAGGUGACUGGAAGGGCUCCACGCCACUGCACUGGGCUGCAUGGUCCAACAAGCUUGAAAGCGUUGAGCUGCUGCUCGAAGCUGGAGCUGUGCCUGACACCCAGGAGAAGAAUGGCUGCACUCCCCUGCACCGGGCGGCAGCAAAGGGCUGCACCUCCUGCGCAGCACAGCUGCUUGAGGCGGGGGCUCAGAUAGAUGUGCAGGAAGAGAUUGGUUUCACAGCUCUGCAUUGUGCAGCUGAGAAUGGCAGAAAGGAGGUUGUCGACCUGCUUGUCACGCAUGGGGCAGUGCUUGACCUUGUGACAAAGGAUGGCUUCACAUCUCUCCACGUGGCAGCCCAGAAUGGCCAUGAAGACGUUGUCGGCACACUGUUCAACCAUGGCGCUGCAGUGGACCUUGUCACAAAGAAAGGAGCAACUUCCCUGCAUCUGGCUGCGAAGAAUGGCCACACCAAGGUGGUAGACCUGCUCCUGAGAAACGGUGCAGCAGUAGACAUCGUCACCCAGAAUGGAAGCACGCCUCUGACAUUCGCUGCUGAAAAUGGGCACAAGGAUGUUAUCAAGCUGCUCGUUGAACAUGGUUCCAAUGUGGACCGUCAAAACAAGCAUGGCUGGACUGCACUCCACUGGGCCACGUUCAUUGGGCACAGCGAGUGCGUCAUGGUGUUGCUGCAGGGCAAGGCGACCAUCGAUCUUCAGGAACAGGAUAGGUUCACUGCCUUGCACUGUGCAGCGCAAAAUGGACGUGCUGAAGUUGUGGAGAUCCUGGUGCAGCAUGGUGCUGCGCUGGACAUGGUGAACAAGGAAGGUGCCACUCCUUUGCACUAUGCUGCAAAGAAUGGCCACAAGAGCGUGGUGGAGGUUCUCCUUCGCCAUCAUGCAGUGAUGGAUCUUGUGACCCAGAAAGGCGCAACGUGCCUGCAUUUGGCAGCGAUGGAUGGGCACAGGGAAGUGGUGGACCUGCUGUUGGACCACCAUGCUGGUAUCAAUCUCGUCACAAAGGAUGGCUGGACGCCACUGAUGUACGCAGCCCAAAAAGGCCAUGAGGACGUUGUCAAGUCCCUAUUGGCAAGGGGGGCUGAAGUCAAUCAUCAAAACAAGCAUGGGAGCACAGCCCUUACACUCGCAGCAGAGUUCUCGCCUUACGGAGUGGCAAAGCUCCUGAUUGAGAAUGGAGCUAAGGUUGACGUUGCAACAAAGAAUGGUUGGAAUCCGCUCACAUUUGCGGCCAGGCAUGGCCACUUGGAGAUGGUGGAAUUCCUCUCCAAGCAUGGUGCUGAUCUGAACCACCAGAACAAGGACGGCUGGACGCCGCUCACAUUUGCUGCCCACAACGGACACAAGCAUGUGGUUAAAUACCUUGUGCACAAUGUGGCAAACGUCAACCACCGAGAGAAGCAUGGGUGGACAGCACUGCACAAGGCGGCCUUCCAUGGCGACCUCGAGUGUGCCAAGAUCUUGUUGCAGGGUGCUGCAAUACUUGACAUUCAGGAGCAGAACGGGUUCUCUCCACUGCACCAUGCUGCCCAGAAUGGUCACUACGAAGUCGUGCACCUCCUUGUUCAGCGUGGGGCAAAAGUGGACGAGAUCAACAAGAAUGGCUGGACUGCACUGAUGAUUGCAGCAAGCAAUGGGCACAAGGACAUUGUUGAGUGCCUCAUGCGGAACGGAGCCAAUGUCAACCAUCAAGAGAAGGAUGGAUGGACAGCAUUGAUGCUUGCAGCUGAAAAUGGCCACAAAACCGUUGUGCAGUAUCUGGUGGCAAACAAGGCAAACGUCAACCACCAAGAGAAGCGCGGUUGGACUGCACUUCACAAGGCAACUUUUGAUGGCAACAUCAAAUGUGCAGAGAUUUUGCUUGAAGCAGGGGCUGCUAUCGAUGUCCAAGAACAGAAUGGCUUCACCGCCUUGCACCAUGCAGCGCAGAAUGGCCACAGGGAGGUUGUUCACCUCCUCGUUCUCCAUGGUGCCGCUGUGGAUACAAUGACCCAGGAGGGUGCAACUGCACUGCACUCAGCUGCAUACAAUGGGCACAAAGGCGUUGUCGAUCAGUUGCUUGAGGAUGGGGCAGAUGUCAAUCUGGUCACAAAGGACGGAUGGACUCCCCUGAUGUAUGCAGCACAGAAGGGACACCUGCAUGUUGUGGGAACCUUCCUGGAGAGAGGUGCUGAGGUGAACCAGCAGAACGAGCAUGGCAGCACGGCCUUGACACUUGCUGCAGAGUUCGCUUCUUACGAAAUGGCUGAGCUCUUGAUCCAGAGAUGUGCAAGGGUAGACAUUGCAACCAAGAACGGCUGGACACCUCUAACGUUUGCUGCCAGGCGUGGAGCAGGCGACAUUGUUGAGCUGCUCUUCAAGAACGGUGCAAAUGUAAACCAUCAAAACAAGAACGGCUGGACUCCACUUACCUUUGCAGCCAGACGGGGCCACAUUGACGUCGUCGAGCUGCUCUUCAGAAAUGGUGUUAAUGUGAACCAUCAGAACAAGGAUGGCUGGACGGCCCUCACCUUUGCUGCUCACAAUGGACACAAGGAUGUAGUCGAGAGGCUGGUGCAGCAUCGCGCUAGUGUGGACCACCAAGAAAAGCACGGCUGGACAGCCCUGCACAAGGCAGCAUGCCAUGGCGAUAGCGAGUGUGUCAAGGUUCUUCUGGAUGGAGGGGCGACCAUUGACAUCAAGAACGAUAAUCAAUGGACUGCCCUGACUAUAGCAGCCAGCAAUGGCCACAAACGUGUUGUGGAGCUGUUGCUUGAGAGCGGGGCGGAUGUGAACCACCAAGAGAAGGAUCAAUGGACAGCUUUGAUGCUUGCCACUGAGAACUGCCACAAGGACGUUGUCGAGUACUUGGUAAAGGCUGGAGCCAAUGUCAAUCAUCAGGAGAAGCGUGGCUGGACAGCACUCCACAAAUCCACUUUUGAUGGCGACAUCGACUGUGCAAGAGCGCUGCUUGCUGGUGGAGCAAGCAUUGAUAUUCAGGAGCAGAAUGGAUUCACAGCGUUGCAUCAUGCAGCCCAGAACGGGCACAGGCCUGUUGUGGAGCUGCUGAUACAACACGGUGCAGCUGUGGACUUUGCCAACAAGGAUGGGGUGACGGCGCUGCACAUUGCCGGCCAGAAUGGUCAAGAAGAUGUGGUGCAGCUUCUAUUGGAGAGUGGUGCAUCUGUGAACCUCAUGACACAAGACGGAGUCACGGGUUUGCAUGUUGCAUCCCAGAAUGGCCACAGGGAGGUUGUGAACCUGCUUCUGAAAAAUGAAGCAGAUGUCAACCUUGUUACUCAGGAAGGGGCCACAUCUUUGCACUAUGCAGCCCAAAAUGGUCACAAGGAAGUUGUGGAUGUUCUCGUGCAGCAUGGUGCUAAAGUCGACAUCGUUGAUCAGUAUGGCUUCACCUCAUUGCUUCUGGCCAGCUGGAAGGGGCACUUGCCAGUGGUCGAGGUGCUGGUGGAGAACGGUGCCAUGCUGGAACUACCAGGCCAGAUGGCAGGCCUGACACCCCUGAGUCUAGCAGCUGACCGUGGACACAUUGGUGUUGUGGAGCUGCUGAUUGAGAAGGGCGCCUCUCUGGAUGUUCCAGAAGAGGAUGGAGGAACUGCCCUGCACAGUGCUGCAAGGAUGGGUCAUCUUGACAUCGUAGAGGAACUGGUCGAUCACGGAGCUUCAAUUGAUCUUCCAAACCAGGCUGGCAACACUGCGAUGAUGAUCGCAGCCAGCAGGGGCCAUAUGAAGGUGGUGAGAUGGCUCAUUGCCAAAGGCGCCAACAUGAGGCACAAGAACAAGGAUGGCAACUCGGCACUCAAUGCCGCUGCAGAGUUUGGCCACCAUGCCACUGUGGAUCUACUCACUGAGAUGGGGGCAGCGGACCUGAGCACGGAGGGCCUGGCGGCCAGCGGGUCUCCGGAUUUUGGGAUUGCGGGCUCGGCAAACCUCCUGUCGGUCAUCGGGGCGAACAAGGAUGGCAGCUUAAUAUCGGAUUUUGUUGACCGGGACGUGGGGGGAGUGAUGGACGAUGUUGGGUCGCCGGGUGCCAAGGUGGACAGGGCACUGGAGCCACUGGGAAAGAUUGCGCACGCGGGUGGCAUGCGCGGUGACGAGGGCCCCUCCUCCAUGGACGGCGGCGACGACGGCGGCGGUGUGCAGUUCAUCCCGCAGCCAGGGGGGACAAUAAGCAACACGGACUUGGUUGUCAACCUGCCGGGAGGCGGCUGGGACGGUUUCUGGAAGCAGCCCAUGGAGGGCGGCCAGGUGCGCAUGGUGAUGAUGAUAAUAAUGUGA